GCUGAUCAAGAGAAGUCUUCAGUGGCUUCUGGACACGGCCCUGAUUUUUAAACUUUUAGGAAAUGCAUUUACCACGGAGGAGGCGGCUACAACGGAACCGAAUCUUUUUCUUGCUUGCCAUAGUGUUGGUCCUCUCUCUCUAUCAGCUCCAGUUCAGCCCCUCUGCCCUUCCAGCACCACACACAGCACCCCCACCCACAGACCCUGGGAAAGUCACCUCCAGGGACCUCUCCAGCAACAAGACUGCCGUAACGGGCAAUGUCACAGCAGCACCCAAAAUAAGGCACUGUGUAUAUGUGGAUCCUGAGCCAACUGUGCCCGUCACUACAUCAGUGGCUACAACACCACAGCGAGAAAACAUCAGUGAAAGCUUCCCUGAUGAAAAGCGACCACACGAGUCCAAAGGAGAAUAUCCCCAGGACCUAUUCAGUGUGGAAGAACGCAGGCAAGGGUGGGUUGUACUUCACAUCUUUGGCAUGAUGUAUGUAUUUGUGGCCUUGGCCAUAGUGUGUGAUGAGUAUUUUGUCCCUGCUUUGGGAGUGAUCACAGAGAAGUUGCAGAUCUCUGAAGAUGUGGCUGGAGCCACCUUCAUGGCAGCAGGUGGAUCAGCACCAGAACUCUUCACCUCCCUCAUAGGUGUCUUCAUCUCACACAGCAAUGUGGGCAUCGGUACCAUUGUGGGCUCAGCGGUGUUUAAUAUCCUCUUUGUCAUUGGCACCUGUGCCCUCUUCUCAAGGGAGAUACUCCACCUGACAUGGUGGCCCUUAUUUAGAGACAUCUCCUUCUACAUUGUAGACUUACUGAUGCUCAUCCUGUUUUUCCUAGACAGUGUCAUUGAUUGGUGGGAAAGCCUCCUUUUACUGACUGCCUAUGCCACAUAUGUAUUCACUAUGAAACAGAACGUGUACCUAGAACAAUGGGUGAAGCAGGAGCUGAACAAGAAGCUACAUGCUGUGCAGGCAGCAUCAGCAGAGCAUAUACGGAAGAAAAGCAGUGGGGCAGUUGCGGAUGAUGGAACAAAGAAGCCAGCAGAUGGGAGGAGGCUGCAGCCAGGAUCAGCCUUGCAGCGAGGCAGCAGUUCAGCCUCCCUACACAACUCUCAAAUGCGGAACACCAUCUUCCAACUCAUGAUCCACACCCUGGACCCCCUGGGAGAAGCAAAAUUUAAAGACAGGGUUGACAUCCUGAGCAACAUCGCUAAGGCCAAAGCGGAGACUCUGGCUGGACAAGGAUCAAAACCAGAGGCAGAAGAGGAAAAGAAGGCACCAAGCAGCGUCCAGGUAACUCCUGCCAGUGACUCUGAACCCAGCAAAGACAAACAGAAGGCAGACGCACCGCAGGAUGGGCAGCCCUCCUCAGACAGCAACACCUCAGAAGACAGCAGCUCUGGGAGUGAGGAAGACAGCGAUGAUGACAGCACAGAUGAUGAAGAAAACGAUGAGCCGUUAUCGCUCGAAUGGCCAGAAACCAGGAAAAAACAAGCCAUUUACCUUUUCCUCUUCCCCAUUGUCUUCCCUCUCUGGAGCACGAUGCCUGACGUUAGAAACCCAGACUCCAAGAAAUUCUUUGUCAUCACGUUUUUCGGCUCCAUCAUCUGGAUUGCUGUAUUCUCUUACCUCAUGGUGUGGUGGGCUCACCAGGUUGGUGAAACAAUUGGGAUCUCAGAGGAAAUUAUGGGGUUAACCAUUCUGGCAGCAGGAACUUCAAUCCCUGACCUCAUCACCAGUGUCAUCGUGGCCCGGAAAGGGUUGGGGGACAUGGCUGUCUCCAGUUCCGUGGGCAGCAACAUCUUCGAUAUCACUGUUGGUUUGCCGGUUCCUUGGUUCCUUUAUUCUGUCUUCAAUGGACUCAGCCCGGUGGCAGUCAGUAGCAACGGUCUGUUUUGUGCAAUUGUUCUCCUUUUCCUCAUGCUCCUGUUUGUGAUUAUCUCGAUCGCUGUAUGUAAAUGGAAAAUGAACAAACUGCUGGGGCUCACGAUGUUUGCUCUUUACUUCGUGUUUUUGAUCAUCAGUGUGAUGUUAGAAGACAAGAUAAUUUCCUGCCCGGUAUCUGUAUGACAUUCGGACACUUCCAGAUGUAUGUA
Messenger RNA from Calidris pugnax (ruff), 2083 nucleotides. It is a transcript of the gene SLC24A1, whose product is annotated as solute carrier family 24 (sodium/potassium/calcium exchanger), member 1. Gene Ontology annotation, cellular component: membrane. The record is from RefSeq and is a predicted model, not a curated record. Gene Ontology annotation, biological process: calcium ion transmembrane transport; intracellular calcium ion homeostasis; long-term synaptic potentiation. Bases 63 to 2057 code for a protein of 664 amino acids. The transcript has 9 exons. Lineage: Eukaryota; Metazoa; Chordata; Aves; Charadriiformes; Scolopacidae. Gene Ontology annotation, molecular function: calcium, potassium:sodium antiporter activity; calcium channel activity.